AUGAAAGUGAUCUCGUUUAUAAUGCAGUUUGCCUUCCUCAGCACCAGUGCUACAAUCGGUGCCUUCAGAAAUGACGCUGCUCCACUUUCUCCUCCACCAAACUCCACCCUCGAUUAUCUGGAUCGAACCCUGGGUGGACUUGAUCGAGCCUUUGCCUUUUUUCGACACGUCUACCAAGACGUUAACCUUGACGCUAUCAUCGGCACCAGGAUCGUGGAAGCAUCAUUAAACGUUCUACUGCAGCGACUGGCAGGCAAGGGAGUCCUCUCCAGCAUCCCCGGAUCCGUUAUCUCCAGAAUCAAACAAAUACGAGACGAGGCCAAGCAAAUCAGUGACGCGGCCAUACCUUACAUCAUCCAGAACCAGCCGGAGUACUACGCUA
This is a messenger RNA of Candidula unifasciata, 382 nucleotides long. NCBI's taxonomy places the organism in Eukaryota, Metazoa, Mollusca, Gastropoda, Stylommatophora, Geomitridae. The record is from the annotation of a GenBank genome assembly.